AUGGCCAAGAUCAAGUCUAUCGAAUACUUCCGGGUAAAGCCCCGCUGGCUUUUCGUCAAGGUUACUGACGAUGAAGGCAAGUUUGGUUGGGGCGAAGGAACCCUCGAAGGUCACUCUCUGGCCGUCGAGGGCGCGUUGGACGAGAUCAUCGUUCGUCUUGUUGGGCUGGAGGCAGAUGACAUUGAGCACAUUUGGCAAUUGAUUUGGCGACUCGGCUUCUACCGCGGUGGCCCUGUCUUCAUGUCUGCAAUGGCCGGAAUUGACAUCGCGCUAUGGGAUCUUAAGGGCCGUCGAUUGGGAGUGCCCGUUUACCAGCUGCUGGGCGGCAAGGUGCGAUCCAAGGUGCAGGUCUACGCCUGGAUUGGAGGUGAUCGACCCAGCGACGUCGAGGCUGCUGCCAAGGCUCGCAUUGCCCAAGGACUCAAGUGUGUCAAGAUGAACGCCACCGAAGACAUCAACUGGCUCGACUCCCCCGCUGCCCUCCAAUCCUGCGUCGACCGUCUGAAGCAAGUCAAGGCCCUGGGCCUAGAUGCUGGACUCGAUUUCCACGGUCGUCUACACCGACCUAUGGCCAAGCAGCUCGCCAAAGCUCUAGAACCCUACCAGCCUCUCUUCAUUGAGGAGCCACUCCUCUGCGAGCACCCCGAGGCUAUUAAGCAGCUCUCAAACUAUACAACCAUCCCAAUUGCUUUUGGAGAACGUCUUUAUACCCGCUGGGACGUAAAGCGCUUCCUCGAAGAUUCCUCUGUCGACGUUCUUCAGCCUGAUAUCGCGCACGCCGGCGGAAUCUCUGAGACAAAGCGGAUUGCGACACUGGCUGAAACUUACGAUGUUGCUAUCGCGCCACACUGCCCUCUUGGUCCUAUCGCCCUUGCGGCAUCAAUGCAGGUGGCCAUUUCCACGCCCAACUUUGUCAUUCAAGAGAUGUCACUGGGUAUGCACUACAAUAUUGAGGCGGGAGAUAUCGAUCUAAAUAGCUAUCUCAUCGAUAAGACGGUAUUUGAUAUCAAGGACGGAUAUGUGGAUGCACUUCAAAAGCCAGGUCUUGGAAUUGAGAUUGAUGAGGAUUUGGUCCGCCGAAUUAGUAAGGAGACUGAGCCCUGGCAGCCAAAGGAGUUCCACGGGCCGGAUGGGUCGAUUCGCGAGUGGUAA
Penicillium waksmanii is the source of this 1152-nucleotide messenger RNA. RefSeq lists its product as uncharacterized. The coding region runs from base 1 to 1152 and encodes 383 amino acids. The transcript is spliced from 3 exons. NCBI's taxonomy places the organism in Eukaryota, Fungi, Ascomycota, Eurotiomycetes, Eurotiales, Aspergillaceae. The record is from RefSeq and is a predicted model, not a curated record. Gene Ontology annotation, molecular function: galactonate dehydratase activity. Gene Ontology annotation, biological process: amino acid catabolic process; D-galactonate catabolic process.